Messenger RNA from Myzus persicae (green peach aphid), 11308 nucleotides. RefSeq names its product protein unc-13 homolog B (gene unc-13). The transcript is spliced from 27 exons. Gene Ontology annotation, biological process: neuromuscular junction development; synaptic vesicle maturation; presynaptic dense core vesicle exocytosis. The coding region runs from base 1398 to 8258 and encodes 2286 amino acids. Gene Ontology annotation, cellular component: presynaptic membrane; neuromuscular junction; synaptic vesicle membrane. NCBI's taxonomy places the organism in Eukaryota, Metazoa, Arthropoda, Insecta, Hemiptera, Aphididae. Gene Ontology annotation, molecular function: syntaxin-1 binding; diacylglycerol binding; calcium ion binding. The record is from RefSeq and is a predicted model, not a curated record.
GCCAGCGGACGUGUGUAUGUGCGCGCUCGCUCGCCCGCUUGCCGCCGCCGACGACGACGACGACGACGCCGCUGCCGCCGCCCGAGACGCGAACACCUUUGCCGAGUCGCGACACUAUAAUAUAUAUGAUAUUGGUUGUACGCGCGCGACCGCCAACCACCUGCCCGUUUUAUACAUACGUUAUAAAUCAUUAUAAUUACACACACACACACAGACAUACACACACACAUACACAUACACACACACACGCGCGCGUAUAUCUGUCGCAACACAUGUAUACACGUGUAUUGAAUUAAAAUAUUUUUUAACAGUAGCUGCGGUACACAUAUUUUAGACCGCAGUCUUGUCGUUAAAUUUCAGUCGGUUUUUAUUUUAUUUUAUUUUUUUUUUUAUGUGCGUUUUGAUAAAAAAUAAUAACAACAAUUUAAUUGUUAUCGUCGCAGUUGAACACCACGCCGUCGUACGUCAUUUAUAUGCGCCGUAGAUCACCGUCAACGUGAUGUUCCACGCGUAAAAAACAAAACAGACAAACAUUGGCCGUUGCGUGUGCCAGACAAUACAAUAUUAUUAUAGUAAACGCGAGCGUCAUCGUAUCGCUACAAUAAUAUUAUCGCCGUGUGACGGUGCAGUAAUUACCGCUGCACAAUCGUUAUGUAAUGGUUCGGGGGGGACGACGACGACGACGAUCGCAGCUAACACUAACCGCCGACUCUGGCAAAUCAAAAAAGUUAAUUAAACUUUUGGACUCUCGACGGCGACGUCGGCGGCGAAGACGACGACAAUGCGGGUCUGCUCUUGAACGGUGACACGCCGCUGUUGAACGAGUAUAUCUGCCACAUCCGAGUGGCGGACAUCAUCGGCCCGCUGUCUCUGGAUACUAGGGUUCAAACUCCGUGACCGAGAGAUACUCAUUUCCGAAAAAUAUAAACAAUAUAAUAUUACAGACCAACAACGCCCCGCCGAAAUCGAUUUUACUGUCAAUGCAAACCAUUGUAAAAAUAAAAUACACACCUCUCUUGUUGCACAACAUCGAUUUUCGUCAUGCAUAAUAGUGGUGAACAGCGCAAAACGCAUGCCGAACUUCUGCUCCCCGUAUUGUGUUUCGGUAUUCUUUUUGUUUUCGCCCUAUCGGCAAAAGCCUGACGUUCGUGCAGUACGACUACGUGCGUUUUUUACAUCUCCGCUGCUUAAACGAUAGCAUCGGAGCCUCUCGUUCGGUACUCAAUACGUUUCGCUGUACCGUCGACAGUCGAUGAAAUCAGAUGCCAAAACGAUGACACUUCGAGUCAAAGCAAUAAAAAUAGUUAUCAAAAUAUUUACGGCGUUAGCCAACCAACAAACAGAAAACUGUUCCCGACUGACCAAUAUUAUGCACCGACUUUAGCUAUAUCACCAACAUGGAACCAGAACAAAAUCGGAACAGUGGUGGCAGACCAACCACUACUGACACCGCCAUCACCACCACUACCGCCACCACUACAACCACAAACGCAACCGCCACCGUCUACGGCGACCAACAGGCUGUAGAGGCUGCGCUUAAUGAGUUCAUCGAUAAAAUGACACCUCGUGUUAACGUGCUGGAGAAUGAAGUGAUGUACGCAUGGCGAGCAUUGGACUUAUUGUCAGACGAGUACGUAAAAAUGUGGGAGCGCAUUGAAAAACUCGAAACCAUUAUUCAGAAUCAACAGUCUGUCAUCGGGCAAAUAGUUGAGAUAUGUGCAGAGCCGAUUACAUCUCCGUCAACAUACAUGGGACCACCGGAAGUCGGUGACCGUCCCGCACUGAGUAUGAUAUGGGAGGAAUCGGAAGGCAGCAGUAGUAAUGGUACUAAAAAGCCGUCGGAACAGAGGGAAGUGGAUUAUAGAGCGUACGAAGAUCGGUUAUUAAAUGAAGACCAGGAAAAAAUGGAUUCCGUCGAGUCUGCCAAAGAGAUUUUUGAAAAUAUAGAGCAAAUGGAGAGAAACAUGCGACAACUCUACGCUGAAGCCCAGUUGGAUAGUUGGAACGACGAGACGGAAAGAGCGGCAGCUGCUCUAGAUUUUUAUCCAAUUAACAAGCCACUCACGUCAUCGGUGGGAAACAUACAAAAUCGUAUGUAUCCUUACACGUCUCCGUCCAUUCGAUCGCUACCCACGAUCCCUAAAUGCGAAGAACCCGGGUACAGGUCACCGACGUUAUUUAUGGAUACAACGUCACAAUCGACUUACAUGGACGACUCUUAUCGGCCACAAUCACCACCCGGAAGUCCACCACCUCCAGCACCUGAGGAUCCCGUAUUUCCUAGAUCGCUGUCAUCCGCACUGUCACUGAGUCUGCGUCAAUUUCACAAUUCUACCAAAGAACUUGAUUCGCUUCAUCAGUUUCACAAUUCCUCUAAGGACCUGGACACUAUGCACCAAUUUCAUAACUCCUCCAAAGAUUUGGACGCGUUACACCAACAUCGAGCUGGUGCCAUAGUCACGGCUAAUAAAUCCGAUUCCGGUCUCUCGUCGAUGAGUGGUGGAUUGAUGUCCAGCUAUGAAAAAUCUCCAUGUUCACCAGGAAAACGAGUGUUUGAUCAAUCGUAUCAGAUCUCGGUGGCUGGUCCGUCCGGAUUAACGGUAGUAACAUGCGUAACCACUGCAUUCGACACCGAUUAUCCGUACUAUGAUAGGUCGACAGGAGUGUAUUCGACGGCAGGUCAAGGAUAUAAGUACCAGACAACUAACACACAACAGUCGUCUAUAUCUAACGUACCGGACCUGUUGGACGUAAUGUCGUACAAAGAAUACAAAAAACCCACUGAAAGACCAUACCCUGGUAUAACAGAUGCGUUGACCUAUUAUCCAAGCACCAUUAAUGAUACAUAUUAUGGUAGAGAAAACGACAGGCUGGAUAAUAAUCAACCUCGGUAUAGAUAUGUGACGACGCCUAACUUUCAGAUUCGAUGUGAAGAUGACGGUUCAAGGCGUGAAGAAAAAACGAAAAAAUCUAAGCGUAAUAUAAUCAAAUCGGCCAUGAACUCAGUCAGUAGUUCGGUGAGCAAUUGGUUUCCCGAUGUGCACUUGCCGCAACGACAUCGAUCUCAUUCACUGCCAGGUGGCUUGGAAAGGGAACCCGAUGCGGUUUCCGUACACAGUGAGACAGCUACCACAUCAAAACAACGUAGUUGGAACACACAAAGGCACGGUAGUCGAAAGAAAAAAAAAUCAAUUGUGUCUACCAUGUCUGGGCUGUUACAUAAAACAGCUAAACCUGCCCCUUUUCAGAGCUCCUAUUCAAUAGCAGAUCCGGAAUUUGCGGAAAAUGAAUGGACUCAGUUAAAAGCUGGAGAUAGGCCAACACCACCAGAACCACCACCCCUACAGCCACCAGAGCCAGCUAACAUUACCGAAGAGCAGCAGGAAGAAGAGAUACAAGAACAGAUUAAUGAAAUUCAGUUACCAGCUGAAAUGUUCAAUGGCCCGACUAAAGAAUUUGCUGUAUCCAGAAAAUUAAGUAAAUACAGAGAACACUGUAAGCUUUCGAAUGGAGGGCCAGAAGGUGAAUCGUCAGUAAUUCCAGUAGAAAAACGUAAUAAAUCACUGGAAGAACAGCCUGUUAAGCCUCACGAAGAGUUUGUGCAGCCAACAAAUAAUAUAAGAAAUUUCAAAAUGUCAUCUAGGCAAGCAAGUUUAGAGGUACCGUGGGCUGGGAAAGGAUCCGCUGACACUGAAGAUGAUAGUAGGAGCAACCAUUCAUGGAGAAGUACAUCUAGAAUUUCGUCGAGACGGCAAAGCACUGAAGAAAGUAUAGAUAGUGACGAUGAAUGGUAUUGUUAUGAACUAAAACAAUUAGAAGAACUAGAGAAAAAAACUCAUUUUGAACGGGUAUUUGGGCCACCUAUGUUACCACCACCCAGUGCCCGAAGCGAAUCGUCCAUACUUAUAUCUAAAGUUGAUUUUAAAGAAAAAAUGUCUAAAGCCAUUGAAGACAUAAGAAGACAAUCAGUAGACGAAGCUUUCAACGAAGACGCCUUCGAACAAGAACAAUCCUUGGAUACAGUCAUUGAAGAGGAAUUAAUACAAGACGACGGACCUAUAAGGUUCAAGUUAAUGAAAGUACCGGAUACUCCGGGUGGCAUUAAAAGGGAUCUUCCAGGUCAAGACCUAGACCUGGAACCGGAACAGGAACCGGAACCGGAAACGGAAAUGGCCGACGAACAAAUGGUCGUUGAAGAGGAUGAAAGUCCCGGUACACCGUCAUUGCCCAGGUUUAAAUUUGAUAAAAACGAUUUAGUAGAUAAAGAAGAGAGUGGCAGUAAAUGGAAAAUCGUGAAAGCUCUCAAGGAAAAAAAACCCGACGAGAUAAACCAGGAUAUUGGACCUCCACCUACUCCGAUUAUCGAGAAUGGAAGAGGGAGCGGCGAAAACAUUAAUAGAGCGAAUGGACACCCUGGAGACAAUCCGUUUUAUAGCAACAUCGACAGCAUGCCGGAUAUUCGACCCAGGAGAAAAUCUAUCCCUCUUGUUUCGGAACUGGUUCUCAAGACAAUGGCCGCCACAAAAAGAAACGCAGGACUGGCGUCAGGAGUUCCACGUCCUACACUCAACGACGAGGAGCUGAAAAUGCACGUGUACAAAAAAGCUCUGCAAGCUCUAAUCUAUCCAAUAUCAUCGACCACACCGCACAAUUUCGUCUCGUGGACUGCGACUUCACCGACGUAUUGUUACGAAUGUGAAGGGCUGCUGUGGGGCAUCGCCCGGCAAGGGGUACGGUGCACCGAAUGCGGGGUCAAGUGCCACGAGAAGUGCAAAGAGCUCUUAAACGCCGACUGUUUGCAAAGAGCGGCCGAAAAAAGUUCGAAACACGGUGCCGAAGAUAAAGCGAUAUCGAUUAUACAGGCAAUGAAGGACAGGAUGUUGCAACGCGAACGAGAUCAUCCAGAGAUUUUCGAACUCAUCAGAACCAUGUUUUCUGUGGAACCUGAUAUGCAUAUCGAUUCCUUGGAGCAAGCGGAAGCUAUCGUUCUUGAAGGCACUUCUAAAUGGUCGUGCAAAAUCGAAAUAACAGUAAAAUGUGCUCAAGGGCUCAUCGCAAAAGACAAAAGUGGUACAUCAGAUCCAUACGUAACUGUUCAAGUGGGUAAAGUUAAAAAAAGAACGCGAACUAUGCCUCAAGAGCUCAAUCCUGUUUGGAAUGAAAAAUUUUAUUUCGAGUGCCACAAUUCUUCGGAUCGAAUUAAAGUCAGGGUAUGGGACGAGGACAACGACCUAAAAUCGAGACUCAGGCAAAAAUUAACCAGAGAAUCGGACGAUUUUUUAGGACAAACUAUUAUCGAGGUUCGGACGUUGUCGGGCGAAAUGGACGUUUGGUAUAAUCUCGAAAAAAGGACUGAUAAAUCAGCGGUAUCCGGUGCUAUUCGAUUACAUAUCAAUGUAGAAAUCAAAGGAGAGGAAAAAGUCGCUCCUUAUCAUAUCCAAUACACGUGUCUUCAUGAAAACCUAUUUCACUCGCUGUGCGAAAACAACGCUGGAAUAGUUCACCUACCACAAGCUAAGGGAGAAGAUGGGUGGAAAUUGUAUUUUGAAUCUCCCGCGCAAGAUAUUGUAGACGAAUUCGCUAUGAGAUAUGGCAUAGAGUCCAUUUACCAAGCGAUGACACACUUUCAUUGUCUUUCAACAAAAUAUUUAUGCCCUGGCGUCCCGGCGGUAAUGAGUACUUUGUUAGCGAAUAUCAAUGCCUACUAUGCACACACAACAUCCAGCUCCGCCGUUAGCGCAAGCGACCGUUUUGCAGCAUCGAAUUUCGGGAAAGAAAAAUUCGUAAAGCUGCUUGAUCAGCUACAUAAUUCGCUCAGAAUAGAUUUAUCAAUGUAUAGAAAUAACUUUCCGGCAUCCAGUCAAGAAAAAUUAAUGGAUCUUAAAUCGACUGUCGAUUUGUUGACCAGUAUCACAUUUUUCAGAAUGAAGGUACAAGAACUUUCAAGUCCACCCAGAGCUAGUACCGUUGUCAAGGACUGCGUCAAAGCAUGUCUAAGGUCGACUUAUCAAUUUCUGUUUGCUAAUUGUUAUGAUUUAUACGGCAGAGAAUAUCAGACUGAUCCAAAUGAAAAAAGGGAUGAAGACACGGGGCCAAAGUUAGACGAUUUAGGCUUUUGGGAUAAGCUUGUAGCACUCGUUGCUUCCGUAAUCGAAGAAGAUAGAAAUAGUUAUGCACCUGUUCUAAGUCAAUUCCCAGCAGAACUCAAUAUAGGACAGUUGUCCGCAGCAACAAUGUGGAGCUUCUUCGCCGUAGACAUGAAAUAUGCUCUAGAAGAACAUGAAACACACAGACUUUGUAAAACUUCAGCAUACAUGAACCUACAUUUCAAAGUAAAAUGGCUGUUUACUAAUUAUGUAAAAGACGCACCGCCGUACAAAGACGCAAUUCCCGAGUACCCAUCUUGGUUUGAACCGUUUGUAAUGCAAUGGCUAAAUGAAAACGACGAUGUGUCUUUGGAAUAUUUGCACGGAGCUUUUAACAGGGACAAAAAGGAUGGGUUUCAAAGAAGUUCGGAGCAUGCGUUAUUUUCCAACUCAGUGGUGGACGUAUUCACUCAGCUUACACAAUGUUUUGGGGUCAUAUCAAAAUUGGAAUGUCCAGACCCCGAGAUAUCCAAUCGAUACAUGAAACGACUUGCUAAAACGAUUGUCAAAGUGUUAUUGGCAUACGUUGAUAUAGUUCAAAAAGAAUUUGACGCUAAAGAGUUAGAUGAAAGAACAGCUUGUAUAUUAAUGAAUAACAUCCAACAACUACGAGUACAACUAACAAAAAUGUUCGAAUCAAUGGGUGGUAAACAACUGGAAGAAGAUGCUACAGAUAUUCUAAACGACUUACAAACGCAAUUAUUGAAAGCUUUAGAUGAACUAUCUGGGAAAUUCGGAAAAAGUUUGGAACCUCAAAUAAAGAAAAGUGUCAAAGAACUUGGUGAGUUAUUGCAAAGUAUCAAAGGAGGUAGCCAAAAUCCACAACAAGUGUCUAUGAUGGAAGUAGACGAAAUAUUAAGGCCAUUAAUGGAUCUGAUGGAUGGCUCAUUAUCAUUAUUUGCUCAAACUUGCGAGAAACCAGUACUAAAACGAAUUCUUCGAGAAUUGUGGAAACUUGUAAUAAGAAUAUUGGAAAGAUCAGUAGUCCUACCUCCAAUGAUGGAUAAAAGUAUGAUAUUGAAAAAUCUUAGUGAAAACGCUAGAUCGCUGGCAGCUAAUGCAAGAAUUGAAGACAUGUCCAGAUUAAUUAGAAACCACAUGGCUGGAAAACAAGACGUCAAAAAUGCCCUAACAGGAGUGAUGGAUAUGGAAAAGAACUUGAAUACUAAGCAGUGCAGAGUCUUAGAAUCUGCACUAAAAACAAUUAAGACUUAUUUCCAUGCCGGUGGAAAUGGACUAAAAAAGAAGUAUUUGGAUAAAAGCUCAGAUCUUUUAUCUUUAUGCUAUGCCCUGUCGCUUUACACAAGAUCCACAGACGAACUCAUCAAGACGUUUGUGUUGUCACAAUUACAUCAAGUACCACAAAAAAAUGAUCCAUUACCCCGACAACCGUCACUGAUGAGUGGUACUGAGGUAAAAGAUGAAAUGGAUGAAAUGGAUUAUGACGAAGACGACGAAACCGAAGAGGAAGAAGCAUUAGAUGAAGCAGAAGAAGAUGUAAAAUCAAUGGGAAGUCGAAUGGAAAAACUAUUUGAAAUUUCAAGAAGGCCAUUACAAGAAAAUUACGUAUAUGAAGAACCUUAUGGAGAAAUUUCUAUUAACGUUUACAUUGAAACACAUCCGACAAAUAACGAAUUUAAGCUCACUGUAACAGUGGUUGCUGCCAACACGCUGGUGUGGCCGACGACUGGUAUGUUUCGACCGUUUGUCGAGGUGAACCUUAUCGGACCAAGACUAGCGGACAAAAAAAGAAAACAGUCGACGAAGAGCAAGUCGGGCAGUUGGAGCCCUAGGUACAACGAAGCGUUUGUUUUUUCGAUUAGCGCCAUCGAAGAUUUAGAAUGUUACGAAUUGCACUUUUGCGUGAAAGACUACUGUUUCGCUCGGGAAGAUCGACUCGUGGGCGUGGCGGUUUUGCAGAUGCGACAUGUUCCCAUAAUGGUCCGUACCGGCGAAUGGCUGGGCCUCGGCAGGCGGAUACAAAUGAACGAGACUGGGUGGACGAUUUUGCGGAUACUCUCACAGAGGUACAACGAUGACGUGGCUAAGGAAUUCGUGAAGCUCAAGUCGGAGACCAGACAGGAGGACCAGUCGUCCGUGCAGGGGUCGUAAACGCAAAACCGACGUGGGUAUUCGUCGCCAAUAGUCUUCCAGUGAAAACUAAAAAAUUAAGACUAGUUAAAACAAUAGAUUAAGUUCGAUAUAUUAUUGUACAAAAAAAAAAAAUGAAAAUCGAUCGAGUAAGAGUUGUGAAUAGUAAUAACGUAACUGCAAGGGCACAGGCAUAAUGGAAGUUCAUGUUUCCAUUAUUAUUGUAUUAUAGUCGGAAAAGUAAUAGUUUCGAAGCGAAAUAGUAACGUUGGCCCUUUUCGUAUUCAUUUUUUGUGUAGAAAAAAAUAUACACGUUCAUGGCAAUAAAUUCCGAGAGCAAAAAAAAAACACAUUAAAAAUUGACCAACAUUUUGAGUUUUAAACAAAUCAACGGGACCACUCUCAAAUUAAAAAUUAAUUAUUCAAUUUAAUACACUGCAGCAGUGUUGGUUGUAAUGAUAAAUUGUAAAACUUUCUGUGUGCGGUAGAUGCCCGGUGUACCGGGGCGUUUGGAUGGAAUAGGGUGAACACCACUAAUUUUAAGGUGGCUUUGAAUAUUUUAAUAUUCAAACAUUUGUUGUUCUAAAUUCGCAGUACAAUAUUUAGGUAAAUUAAAACUAUUCUACUGUUUAAAAUGGGGGACACGAUAAUAAUAAUAUGAUAUACAUGGUGCGCCAUGCCGCAAAUGCCGAAAUCUACCUACCUACCUACCUACCUACUGUAAUAUACCUGUUAUUAAAUGCGCUCUGUUGUUUUUAACAAACCAAUAUUUUUGUACAAAAAAUGACAUUCCAUACCAACCGCGGUAAUGUCGUUUAUAUAUCGUUACCUAUUCCUAGCACUAAAUAGGACGCAACUACAAUAUUCUGCACACCAAUGAUACAUAAUAAUAUAGAAUAAUAUAAUAUAUUGUAUCGAGAUGAUGGGACGUCAUUUUUUCUCCGGAAGUCCCGACAAAAUAUUAUGUAUUGUUGUCGCCGUUAUUGUCGUUGUUGUUUUUUGUUGUUGUUGUAGUUGUUGUUGUUGUUGUUGUUGUUGUUUCGGUCGGGCCUCUACUCCGGACACCUCUGACCGACGGCAAAUCGUUAAGCCAAACCGCUUGUAAUCGAUCCGCAAAAACCGAUUUCCAUCCGGUCGGGUGCGUGAUUGCGGAACGCAUUAUCGUUUUUAUCUCUUAUAUAUAAUAAUAUGUUAUAUUAUUCUGCAGGUGAUCAUGUCUAUUCCAAUACUCUGACUCAAGUAUAUAUUAUUAUUAUUAUUAUUGUGUAACGUACAUUUCCUUGGACUCGACGACUUGAUAAUACGAAAUUUCGGUCAUUUUAUUGUGAAACAUUGAACAUAAAAGCUGUACGGUCAUGUUUAAACAUAAUCCAUCGUUAUACCUACCAUCGCCUAUACCUAUUAUAUUACCCAUAUUUAAAUGCUUUAAACUAUUGUGCAACUCUAAUAAUAGCAUUAAACUACCUUACACGUGUUAUAUACAUAUAUAUACAUAUAUAUAUAUAUAUUGACUAAUAACGUCUUCCAUUACAUCAUGUUGUUUUCUUCUAGUACGCGUCCAUUUUGUUGAUUUCGUGUAGAGAGAUUACUUUGUCGUUCUUGUUUUCAUUCCAUUCGCUCGGUUAUUUUCUUGUAAUUUUACAUAAUAUUUUCUUAGUGUCGUUAAGUAAUUUGCAUUGUAAUCGUUUAACACUAUUCGUUCUUGAUUGAUUUUCUAGGCUAUUGAGCAUUUUACGGAUAUAACAUUUUACAACUUCCCGACAAACUCUGAGUAAACUAUAAUACUACGUGUCAGCGGGAAAAUAAUAAUAAUAAUUAUAAUAAUAGGCCUCAUUCUUAUACCUACUCUUAUUCCAAAUUCGCAUUAUUUACUUGGUAAUAUUCAACAUUUUUGGGAAACACCUAUUUUUUUAUUCAAUAGGUUAUAAUUCAUAUUAUAUCCGUCCUAAUACCCAAUUAUAUUAUUGGUCAAAAGGGUUUCACAUGUAAUAUUGUUUUCACAGCAAUAAUUAAUUCGUAUUCGUAUUGUAAAAAAAUAUAUUUAACCCAACGCAUAGUUGAAUAUUAUUUACAAAAUAAAAUGUGAUAAAACAUCGAUAUAUUCAAAUUAUUUUUUAUCAAUUGUACUGUAAAUUAAUGUUAAAAACCAAUAUUUAUUAAUAUUAUAACAAUAUGUGUAUAUUAUAUGAAUUAACUAUUUAAGCUAGCAAAACUAUUGUAAACUACAUGAUGUGCAGGUGGCCUACGUUGAAAACUUUAUACAAGAUUUUGUUUCAAAAGUUACCUUCCAAACUCUUAUCCAAAACACUCGUUAUGUUUAUUAUGUUAAUUUCCCAAACCCAACCAACCAUACCAUACAUAUCGAUCGAUCGUUUCUUAUUUUAUGUUGCUAUAAAUAAUUAUUAUAUUAGUAUUGUGCUAAUGAUAAUAUUAAUCUAUUAAUUUAUUGCUAUAAUCAUGUUUGUAAGUUCAAGUAUAGGGGCCUUUAUUUUUUAUAUUAUAUAUAACUUAGACGUUGAAUAUUUUAGUCGAAUCUGUUAAACUUCGGUUUUAGAUUGUUAUAACAAACAUUUACUAUAUAUCGUCAUUAUGAUUAACCAGGGUAAACGUAUUAAGCAAUGUGUUGUUUUUGUAUUAAUAUUUUAUUGUAAUUAUGCACUUAUAAUAAUUUUUUAACAUUUUUUUUUUAUAUAUAAUAUAAUAUAUACCAAAUUCGGUUUCUAUACAAACAUUUAUAAAAAAAAAAAAAAAAAGAAUGAAAUGAAAAAAAACGCAAGACAAUAUGAUAAUUAUAUUGUUUGAACCGAAACUAUUUAUUGUGUUACUGCCCAUAACGUAAUUUUUCGGUGUACUUUCAAACGGUGUCUAUGAAAAAUUAUUAACUUGUCUAUGCUCCUCUAUUAUCUUAGUCUUAUACUUGAUAUUAUUAUUUUUGAUUUCAUUCAAAACGAGUAAGUUAUUAAUAUUGUUAUAUUUGAUUUGUAAAGAUAAAUGAAAUCAACAAUAAUACCUAAUCAUCUAUAUAUUUAAGCUGAAUAAAGUGCGCUUUUUGUCUAUACUUCCUAAUUUAA